This is a messenger RNA of Eimeria necatrix, 1224 nucleotides long. RefSeq lists its product as hypothetical. NCBI's taxonomy places the organism in Eukaryota, Apicomplexa, Conoidasida, Eucoccidiorida, Eimeriidae. The coding region runs from base 1 to 1224 and encodes 407 amino acids. The transcript has a single exon. The record is from RefSeq and is a predicted model, not a curated record.
AUGGGAAUUUGCUGUAUAUUUUUUAUGAGUACUGGCGGACUCGUCUUAGGUGUUAUUUCUUGCACUGUUGGCUGUGCUCUUGGAUUUCUCCCUUUCACCCUCGUCAAAACACAGCGAAGGCUCUGGGGAGUCUUGUCCGUCAUCAGUUUAACUACCUUGAUGGUCCUACUCGUUGCUACCUUUGGGUAUGGACUUUGGCUGUUGCUGCAGAACCUGUGGGCACAGAGUGACAUGAAUACAGGCUACAGCAGCCCCUUGCUUGUUACUUGCCUUGACGCGUAUGUUCAAAAAGCAGGCCAGACCUAUCAAGCUUCUAUUCCAACCCCUCAAGACUCGAUGGAUUCUAAUGCUAUCAAAACACCCAGUGGACGGGUGUCAGAUGCCAAUGACCUGGUGGGAACUGACGGCGUAUCUUCCUCCACAACAACCGAGGCAACAACUACUCUCACGAGUACCCAGAUGCCUGAAGAGGAGAAGCGCACUAAUGGGCAGCCAGGUAAUUCCAGUACAGAAGCUGAAGAGGAAGCACCACACCAGAGCGCAGCAGAAACUCCUGAAAACAUUUCGGAGCCACAGGACGGUGAAGCGCAGACAACGCCGUCCGGAAACAUCAUGAAGUCGUUUAUUGAUGUAGCGAGAAAGAAAAUAGAAAGCGUUUUUCAAGGUGAACAAUCUCCCUUCUACCCAACUCUUCUACGCCAGUCGUGGACUGGUAUGGAAAACAUUUUGGUCACCUCAAGUGAUCUGGAGUGCGUGCACGGGAUGGCAACAUCGACAGAAGCUUUGGUAACGGCUGAAAACUUCUUUCGAACUUCCGUCGAUUGGGGUUUAUUCUGUGGGUUCACACAAUAUACCUUUUCCGUGGUUCGCAAGUGGCCAAUGAGCUGUACAGACGACUGUAACUUCGGAAAACUGCAUUUGAGCAAGUACCGGUCGAAUGAAGACCAGGCCAAGGAACACGUUGAGGAAUUCAUAGAGGACCUGGAAGAAAUGACGCCGGAGCAAGUUCAAGGCUGCAUACUUCUGGCGACUGUGACAACCUGUAGAAUACAACAAAAGAAUCUUGACUCUAUAGCCAUCUCUGCGAUGUGCAUAUCGCUUAUAUUCGCGGUUCUCAUUUUUUUUGCUGCAGUAAAAUGCCUUGUAGACUGCAGCAAAUUUGUUGGGAAGCAUGACAAGGGAAGCCGUGGAGAAACUGUCCAGCUUGCCAAUAGACGUCGCUAA